CUUUUUACAUACAAAACCACUUUCAAAAAAUCCCCUCUUCAAGGUCACACCCUUCCCAGUUCCCACUAUUCUUCCCAUCACCUUUCUGCAAACAAUCAUGGAAAAAGAAAAACCCGAUUCAUGCGAACCGAAGCAAGAGGAAAAAGCUGCCUCCUCCUGGCCCUCCGCGUCCGUUUCGAAAUACGCCACGAUUAAGCUGACAAUAAACACCAAGAACCAUCAGGUAAUCUAUGCCCAAGGCGGAAGAGAUGUUAUAGAUUUCCUCUUUGAGCUCCUGAGCUCUCCGGUGGCGGCGUUCUGCCGGUUAAUUACCGAGCCACACUUCAUGGGCAACCUCGGAUUCUUCUUCAAAAGCAUCGAGAAACUCUUCGGCCCGUUCAUUGCUCCGGUCAAGACAAAAGGUACGAUUCCGAUAGACAACCCGUUUGUCAAAUCCAAUUUCGAUGUUCCAUGGAUUUGUCUUCCUGAUGAUCCAUUAUCAUCAUCAUCUACAAAAACUUAUUAUCGGUGUGGAAACAGAGGAGAUGGUGACGGAAAAACAGGGCCCGGGAGUUGUGGGCUUUAUUUCAGUGACGGGCCUAGAGCGUUUUGCCCGAAUUGCUUAGAAAUAAUGUCUGCGGAAGCCAUUUAUGUGGCUCCUACUACUUCUGAUCCAGCAAUGGAGAAGAAGCAGGAAAGCGUUCCGAUUCGGGAUGUUUCGAGUUUCAUGAUUUUGGAUAAUUUGGAAAUUCGGCCAUUCUCAACAAUUUCAGCCAUGGCGUUACUGAAGGAGUUGAAGUUGGAGGAUUUGGAUUGCCUUGAAGAAAGAAUCGUGGAUAUAGGAGUCGAUGAGGGAUUGGAUUUGGUGACCACGGCCAUUUCUACUAAAGGGUCCAAAAGAAAUGUUCAUGUUCUUACCAGUGUGUUCUUGAAGAAAACUUCUCGUCCUGAUCGUGAAACAGCAGCUGUUCCUAUGCAAGAAGGUUAA
Molecule: messenger RNA, 967 nt
Organism: Oldenlandia corymbosa var. corymbosa
Lineage: Eukaryota; Viridiplantae; Streptophyta; Magnoliopsida; Gentianales; Rubiaceae
Source: the annotation of a GenBank genome assembly